This is a messenger RNA of Phaeodactylum tricornutum CCAP 1055/1, 1937 nucleotides long. RefSeq lists its product with no specific name. Gene Ontology annotation, biological process: amino acid transmembrane transport. The record is from RefSeq and is a predicted model, not a curated record. Gene Ontology annotation, molecular function: amino acid transmembrane transporter activity. Bases 83 to 1900 code for a protein of 605 amino acids. The transcript is spliced from 2 exons. Lineage: Eukaryota; Bacillariophyta; Bacillariophyceae; Surirellales; Neidiaceae.
GUUAUUGUUGGAGAGCAUAAAGAGGGUGUCGGUAGAGGAACGGAACGGUACAGUACAGAACGGCAAGGUGCAGUAGUGUAAGAUGCAGCCGUUACAGGAAGACGGCGAACGUCCAGCACCGGAUCCACUCGCGGCUCCGGACGAUACCAACAACAACAACAACAACAAGGACUACGACGACUACUCUCCCGCUCACACACAUCUCAAAACGUACACGGCGGGAGAAGACAAAUCGCGACUCCAACAAGCGGCUCGGGAACUCGGACUUCGUCAAGCUCGUCAGCCGCGACGGCAAGUCCGCAAGGUCCACGACUUUCACCAGAACCCCGUAUCCAUACAGGCUUUCUGGAAUGCUCUCUGGAACUCGGCGACGGAAGACGCGCGCAUGCGAGCCGUCUAUGUCCCACCGCACUACGAUGCCCAAGGAAUGCUGCUCGGGGAUUACUACCACGACAACAUCGACGACGACGAUUACUUCUUCCGACACGCCCCGUCGCAGCCCGAUACGGAACUCGGACCCUCCCGACCUCCCUUGUCGUCUUCGUCCGCCGUAGAUUCACACGGUGAACCACUCGGCGGGGGAAAUUUGACCGCUGCCGUCCUCGGAAUCGUCAAAGGCAUGGUCGGUCCGGCGAUCUUGUAUCUACCCCACGGAUUCGCCACCGCCGGAUACCUAGUAGCUCUCCCUAUCGUCAUGGUUUGUACCCUGCUCUUUUUGUACUCCUCCCGCUGUCUACUGGAUGCCUGGAAGAUCGAACAGGAAAAAGUAUCGCCACCGCAAUCUCGAGAAAGUGACACAUCGUCCUCCAACGAACGUACCGCACUACUCCCACAUCACCGUCCACGGCAGUUCUUGUCCUACCCGGAACUCGCCUACCGAGCUCUCGGACCUUCCGGAGAACGGACCGUCCAACUCGGAAUCGCACUCAUGCAAUCCGGCGUCUGUUUGACCUACCUCAUAUUCGUACCACAAAAUCUACACUCCUCCUGGUUGCACCUCACCAAUCAGUCCGUCGCGCCCUCCUACUGGUUGAUUGUCAUGUUGGGUGUCCAGGUACCUCUUUCCUGGAUACGGGAUAUUCGCAAAUUUACACCCACCAAUUUGCUCGCCAACGGACUCAUCCUUUACGGACUCGUCACCUGCAUUGGCUUUGCUCUGGACGAAGCCUCACAACCCUGGCAACCGGUUGCGGCUGUUGUGGACCCGGCAGCCGUCCACGACAGUCCCUGGGCCAAUAUUGGACAACAUUUCGCAGCCCUGCAACCGUGGGCUGCCGACUGGUUCCUCUUUGUCGGUACCAGUGUCCUGCUUUUUGAAGGAUCCAUUACGCUCCUGGUGCCGCUGCAGGAAGCCGUGGAUGACGAACAGCAACGUGCCCAAUUCCCGGCCGUCUACCAACGCGUGAUUCUCAGUAUUGUUGGCUUUUACGUCGUCUUUGGCCUGACCUGCUGGAUGGCCUUUGGUCCCGACGUGCAAACCGUCUUGACAACCUCGCUGCCCAACACCAACCUCGCCACGACCGUGCAACUGGCGUACUCAGUCGCCGUCUUGCUCACAUUUCCGUUACAAAAUUUCCCUGCUCUAGAAAUUGCCUGUCGCGGAAUCCAAUCACAAGUCCGCAAACGUACGCAUCUGGCAGUUUCCCGGAACGUGACGAGUUCUGUCCUGGUCUGUUUGCUCGGUGCCGUGGCUGUCUGGACCAUGGAUGAUCUCGACAAGGUCGUAUCGCUUAUGGGAUCACUUUUGGGUUGUCCGAUUGCCUUUUGUUUUCCACCGCUGAUUCAUUCGCGCCUCGAUCCCAAUCUAUCGAUCCAGCGAUUGUGGGCCAACCGGAUUGUGGCCGGCUUGGGUGUCGUCGCCAUGGUACUGGCGUCCGCCGUGACACUCAUUACGUGGUAGACAGAGCAUUGUCGCGCGACGCAGGCCAGUGGAUUUA